AUGAGAAAAUUCUUAAAAUACUCACUUGGAUUAGGAUUAGCAGCUUUUGGUUAUGAUGAAUAUAAUGAAAGGUAUCUAUGAAAAUUAAGUAAUUUAGUAAGAUAAUCAGAAGAAAUGCAAAUACUAUUCGUUGUGGAUUGAAUAUUCUGUAUUAAUAUAAAAUUAGAUUUAAUGCAGAGAAUGCAAAUGAUGUUCAUGAAACAGUAGCUAAGGAUAUCUAUGAAACUUGUAUAAGAAAUGAUGGAUUAUAUGUUAAAUUUGGUUAAGGAAUAGCUGCAUCUGAACAUUUAUUACCUCCUCCUUAUUUUAAAUGGAUGAGUUUACUUUAAGAUAAAGCAAAAGCAGUUAGUUUUAAACGAGUUAGAGAUAUUUUUGAAGAAGAGAUUGGGAAAACAAUUGAAGAGAUUUUUGAUGAAUUUGAUGAAAUUCCUAUUGCAUCUGCUAGUAUAGCUUAGGUUCAUAAAGCAAAAUUAAAGAAUGGAGAUAUUGUUGCUGUAAAAGUUUAGAAACCAAACAUAAAGAAAUAAUUUGGAAGUGAUAUGUUAAUGCAUCAUAUAAUUUGUGGAGUAUUAUAAUAUGCAUUUGAUAUGCCUAUUUUAUAAUUUUAAGAAUCAAUUCAAUCUAAUUUAUAGAAGGAAAUUGAUUUUAGAAUUGAAUAUGAGAAUGGAGAAAUAAGUAGAAGAGCAUUAUAAAUAAUAGGAAGAAAAGAUGUUCAUAUUCCUAAAUAUUAUGAUGAAUUAAAUACUUAAAGAAUUCUUGUUUCUGAAUGGAUAGAUGGAAUUAAAAUAUCACAUUAAGAUGAAAUUAAAAAGUUAGGUUUCAAUACAAAAUAAAUAAUGGAUACUGUUAUAAGUGCUUUUGCUGAAUAAAUCUUUAUUUCAGGAUUUGUUCAUUGUGAUCCACAUCCAGGAAAUAUAUUUAUUAGACCUAAACCAGGAAAUAAUAAAUAAUAUGAAGUUGUAUUAUUGGAUUUUGGAUUAUGCAUUAAAUUAGAAAAUUAAUUUAGAUUAGAUUAUUCAGAAUUUUGGACUUCAAUAUUUUUAUAAGAUUUUACUAAACUUAAAUAGAUAGUAAGGAAAUGGGGAAUAGGUAAUGAAGAGAUGUUUGCUUCUAUGUAAUUAAUGAAACCAUAUUAAAUGAAAUAACCAGUUCAUUGUCAUCAAGUUACUAAAGAAGAUGUUAUGAAAUUAUAAUUAAAAAUGAAAGAUGAAAUUAGAGAAAUGAUGAAAUAAACUGAUUUAUUUCCAAAGGAUUUAAUUUUUGUUAAUAGAAAUAUGAAUCUUGUUAGAUCUGUGAAUAAAAGAUGUGGUAGUCUUGUUAAUAGAAUCAAUAUUAUGGCAAGAUAUGCAUAACAAGGUACAUAAUAAUUUAAUGAUAUUCUUGAAUCAUAAAAAUUUAAUAGAAAAUAUCAUUCAAGUUUAAUGUUUGAACUUAGAUUAUGGGUUUCUGGAUUAGUAUAUUCAUUACUCUCAAUCUGGCUCAAAUGGAAGAAAAAUUAAAAAGUAGAAGAUUUCUUAGAACAAAAAUAAAAAGAAUAAUUUUAAGGAAUUCAUGAAUAAUAUGGUUUCAAAACUCCAGAUGAAAAAACCUUUGAUGCUUGAUUGUUAAUUCUUUAUAUGCUUAU
Molecule: messenger RNA, 1624 nt
Organism: Paramecium primaurelia
Lineage: Eukaryota; Ciliophora; Oligohymenophorea; Peniculida; Parameciidae
Source: the annotation of a GenBank genome assembly